AUGGUUCCUGCGGUUUUGGGGACGACUUUUGCGGCGAUGGAUGCCAGGGAUCUUGUAACGCCAACGCGGAAUGCGGCCAGUAUGCGCUCGAGGAAAACUUUUCAUGCCCUCUCAAUCAAAUGGGGGUUCUGCGGAACUACAGCCGAGUUCUGCGACGACGAAUGCCAGAAUGAGGGCGGUUGUCAGGAUGUUGAACGCCCAUCAUGCUCGGCUAGCACCGAUGCCAUGGCCCUCGAUGUGCGAAUUGGGUACUAUGGCAUGUGGGGGGCGACUCGCGACUGCGACACCUACCAGCCCGAGAAUAUCCCUGCUGGCGCCCUGACACACAUCAAUCUGGCCUUUGAGUAUGUGAGCGAGGACCACGAAAUCACCGAUACCCAGGGCUCGAUUGUCGCCAGAGUAUCUCGGCUGAAGGAGAAGUAUCCGGGGUUGAAAGUUAGCAUUGCAUUGGGUGGGUGGGUGUUCAACGAUCCACCAACGCAGUACCGGUUCUCUGAAAUGGCAUCCACUGUUCCGAACAGAGAAAAAUUCAUUGCCUCUCUGAUCCGGUACAUUCGUCGGUACGGGUUGAACGGUGUAGACCUGGACUGGGAGUACCCCGUCGCCGAAGACCGCGGCGGAAAGGAGGAAGACUACAACAACCUCGUCCUCCUCUGCCAGGACAUCCGCGAAGCCUUUGACCGCGAGGACCCCGGCUGGAAACUCACCCUGACCCUCCCAUCAAGCUACUGGUACCUACGCGGGUUCUCGCUCGCCAAGCUGGAGAAAUACGUCGACUGGUUCAACGUCAUGACCUACGACAUCCACGGCAUCUGGGACCAGUGGAACAUCUGGACCGGCCCGUAUCUCAAGGGGCACACGAACCUGACUGAGAUCGAGGACGGGAUGGACCUACUUUGGCGGAAUGGCGUGAGUCCGGAGAAAGUGGUUAUGGGGUUCGGGUUCUAUGGCCGUUCGUUCACCAUGUCUGAUACUCAGUGCACGACGCCGCCAAACUGCCAGUUUGACAGUGCCGGUUUUGCGGGCGAGUGUACGGGGGAGGCGGGCAUUUUGUCUUACUCGGAGGUGGUUAGCAAGCGCGGCCAGCUGAGUUCCAACGAAUACUACGAUGAAGAAUCGUCAGUCAAGUGGAUGGUCUACAGUUCGAACCAGUGGAUAUCCUACGACGAUGCAGAGUCGUUUGAAAAGAAAAAGGAAUAUCUCACCUCACGGUGCUUGAAAGGCCUGAUGGUCUGGUCUCUUGAUCUAGACACACAGGAUUAUCAAGCAAUGACCAGCUUACUCGGCGAACGGGCCAUGGAGAGCGCCCUUGUAGAUACGGGCCUCAACAAGCAAGAGGCCGAACAACUCGCAUUCGACCUCUCGCCUUGGACCGGAGAGCUCUGCUAUACAACCCCUACAUGCACUGACGGCAGCAGCGGCGAACGCACUGGCGACCAGGUCUGUAAAGGCGGGUUUACCGCCGUCAGCAUGGCGCACUCUCCCCUCCAGCGCAAUGGCGACUACGAGAUGCACGGCGAGUGCGCGGAGGACUGGUGGCGGUAUAUCUGCUGCCCGACCAAGGCCAUGCCCCAGGAGUGCGAGUGGGUUGGAGCCCCAGACCGGAAUGUCUUUGGUUGCGAACGGGGCUGCGGUGACUCGCAAUUUGAACUGAACAUCGAUACGUAUGUUGACCACGAGGGGCACGGGAGCUGUUAUACCGGUGCGCGGAGUCUGUGCUGCUCUGGGACCGAGAUCCUGGACAAAUGCCACUGGACCGGGUGUGAGGCCACGCCCAUUGGAGACCCGUGUGCUGACGACGAGGAUUAUAUUGCAACGCGCUAUGAUGAUGAUAACGGGGAAAUGUGCCCGAGCGAGUACAUGGGCCCAGCUCAUGGAGAUCGCUAUGCCAGCCGAGCGCUCUGCUGCCCCAAGGAAGACAAAUUCGAAAACUGCGACUGGGCUGUAGACGACUGCAAGCCGUCCCAAUGCCCAACGGAUAAACUGGCAGUGGACCACGCCGCUAUUCCAGAGACAAUCUUCGACGCCAGCCUGACAGCGUCGAGGGAGUGCUAUGGAUAUUCAAUCCCGGCCAUGACCAGCCCCGACUACAAGCUUUGCUGCGACCCGCCGUGGCGAUACGACGAGGAAUGGCCGGUUGAACCGAGCUACCUCUGGAGCCACUACUACGAUGACGAGGACGACGAUGUGAGCUGGCAGUUCAGCAACAACUUUGGAAACAACAACCAGGACAACCGUCCGAAUGACUUGGAUGAUGACCCCGGAACGGACCCUUACGGAUUCGUCAUGCUGGAUGGGCCGCCUGGCUCAAUCAACAAUGCCUUCGACGAGCAGUACACCCUGGCCACGAGGGACGAACCCGGGCGGAUGGCGAAGAGAAGCCUGGUGACCACGAACCAGACCACGCUCGACUCGGUCUUCGAGCACGUCGAGGAAACCGUUCUCGUCUACUGCAACUACCCGGCCGGCUCGAAGGAGUGCCGCGAGAUCUUCUACAAGGGCGCCGAGGACACCAUCAUCCGUCUGCCCGCGCACGUCGGCGAGGGGCCAUGGGCAAGAGUCGUGUCAAUGGAGCCUGUACCUCAGUCACAGAAAGAUCUGCCGUCGUGGGUUGUGCGCAAACGAGACGCCAGCGAGAAUGCAAACGGCGUCUAUGCACUGACCUUUGAUUAUGACUUCCACAAGAUCAAGCGUGAGGACACCCAGGUCAACAUCCGCGUCGACUAUACCAACCUUCUGCCGUACUGGGAGGAGAUUACUGAUUCCCCGUCAAGCCGGAAGCGUUCGAUGGGUGAAGUUCCCAGCUUUGCCGACUGGAAGGCCAUGGUUGACGAGGCCAAGGCACACGAACCUGCUCCACAGGGAAACAGGACCACGCAGGGACAGCUGCAAGUCCGUACGGACCAGGCUCCCAACAGUCUUUCCCGGCGCUGGUGGGGCAGCUUUGUCAACUGGGUGAAAAAGAUGACGACCGUAACCAAGACAGACGGGGGGGUGCUGCCCAUGGGGUUCAUGCGCUCGCUUGUCCUGUACAGCGGGCGUCUGGUCUGUAGCAACGAAGCGGUGACCUUUACCGCUGGCAUGGAUAUCACCGCCGACUUCAACAUGGAGAUGAACGCCCGUUAUGCGUACUACUUCUCCGGGACCGUCGUUCCCCCGGCAGUCACCGACAUGUACGCAUAUGUUGGCGCCAACCCGCGCGUAUAUGCAGGAGUUGGCAUCAGAGGAAACGCCGAGUUGUACUAUCCCAGCGAGCGGAAGAAGAUCAUCGACACUCUUACGUAUCCCGGCCUUGCAAUCAAGGGAAUCGCCGCGGUUGGUCCGACAAUGGAUCUCUGGGGCCAGAUCGACGGGCGAGUCACGGUUUCAGGCGACCUCCAGGUAGGGUUGACCUAUGCCUUCAAGCCUGUGGAGCUGUACUUUCCCAAUAACGACGAGGCCGAGAACAAGCUUGACGUGGAGGAUCUGCACGAUGCAAGGAUCAACCAAGAAGGCCUCGUGCCGGAGAUCUCUGGCAACGUCCGGGCUGAUGUCGAUAUCAACAUCCACGCAACGCCCGAGAUCAACCUGGGGAUCAAGGUCGGCGGCGGCAUUGGGUCGCUCCAGGGCACGCUGGCAGACGCCCACGUCUCGGCUUUUGCCAAUACAACGCUCAACUUCCACGCGCAGGCAUCGGCCAGUACCUCGGGCGGGUGGUCCUACGGGUACUCGGUCACCUUUCUGUACCGCUUCGGCUUUGGGUGUGUUGCGGAGAUCUACAAGUACGGCAAGUGGGCGAGUGGGCUGUGGUUCCCCUUCCCCCAGCAGGCGAUUCCCAUCAUCUCGCAGACCGUUUCCUCGGGCGACUCUGCAGACAAGCGAGGCCUGUACAAUGGCCCAGAGCUCCCCAUGCAAUCUUUGCCUGGCGCUCUGUUCGGGACGCAUGAGAUUUCCAACGACUACUGGCCACAAGCAGACCUCUCCACCCUGCAGACAGGCAACUGGACGUCUUCAGACCUGCUGAAGCGGGCUGACGAUGCCCAGGUCGGGAAAGAGACCCAGUUCAAGCUCGGCUCGUUCCAGUGCACCACCAGUGCCGGCAGUGUCUGCGAAGACGUGGCGUCCAGCUUCAACCUCAAACGGGCUCCCACCGAUCUCGCCGUCCGCCCUGUCUACGCCCUGCAGAAGCGCGCGGCCACCGACUGCCCCAAGCGGAUUCCAAGGCUCUACUACAACUGCGUCAGCUUCUUUAGUGAUUUCACGUUCAACGGGCCGACGGGCACCACGAAUAUCCCUGGCAUCUGUACCAACGUCGCCAGGUUCCUGAACAACAACCGCCGCGGCAACACGGGGUAUACGCUCACCUGGGAGUCCAGCUCUCAGAGCAAUCGGCGAGGCAAGUCUUGUCCAAGUAACUUCUGUGACGCCGACAACGCCGCCCGCAAACUGGUUGCCUUUGGCCCCGGAUUGGGACCCAGAGAACUGACGAAUUGUGACGAGUUCCCGUUCGCGUCGGUGGAGGAAGGGGGCGAGGCAUGGUUGGGCCUCAAUCCGGCUGUUACCACUGGGACCACGCGAACAUGCGUCCCGACUUGGAUGAACUCGAUGCAGGGAAACUGUCACAACCUCUUGAACAACCUAGAGACAAAUGUUAACUACUUCAACGAUCCCAAGAACCCCACAGACGCAAACGAGUACUGGGCAAGCUGGAGCCAGACCUCGUGGAACAGGAAAGACGCCUGGAACGGCAGGCAACGCCUCGCAGACUAUCCAAACGACCAGCCGCACACCAAUGUGCCAGGGCUGACUGCCGACGACCGCCGCUACCCAAAGCGAAGCUUUUUCCAGAAGCGCAACUUCACACUGCACCUCGCCUUCCCUCAGGCCAACGCGAACCCCGAUUCCCAGUGGCCAGAUCAGGCCUUUACCUCUGGCACGAUCAGCGGCGGCACUGGGCGGAAUCGCCCCGUCACAAGAACGGUUGGGAGUUCGACGUGGAUCAUCUGCGCGGUGAACAAGAUGGGGCAGCAGCGGUACCGGUAUGCCGGUGCAAAUGGGUAUUGCUGGGACGGGGCAUCGACCAAGGGCGCCUGGUCGAGUGUGGGGCAGAUCAUUCGGGUGUUCCAGUGCAAGAUUACUUUUGCUGGAUCCGCUGGUCCUGCGAAGAGAGAUGGGCAGCCACUGGGGUAUUUUGGGGAUGAUGCUGUACUAGACAUUGAGGAGGUUCAAGGCACCGAGGAGUUUCAUGCGGUGCCUGCUGACUGGGAGGGGGGGUCACACUUUGUUUAA
Aspergillus mulundensis is the source of this 5268-nucleotide messenger RNA. RefSeq lists its product as uncharacterized. NCBI's taxonomy places the organism in Eukaryota, Fungi, Ascomycota, Eurotiomycetes, Eurotiales, Aspergillaceae. The transcript is spliced from 15 exons. Gene Ontology annotation, biological process: carbohydrate metabolic process. The record is from RefSeq and is a predicted model, not a curated record. Bases 1 to 5268 code for a protein of 1755 amino acids. Gene Ontology annotation, molecular function: chitin binding; hydrolase activity, hydrolyzing O-glycosyl compounds.